AUGACUGAUUUUCAUAUGUUAACAUUAGAACAAUAUCUUACAGAAGACAUUGGCGUACCUAUUGAUGAAUAUACAAAAAAGGUAUUGUAUGCUACACUUCAGGAAAUCAUGCAAUCUCGAGCAGAUUAUUUGCACACAUGUGAAAUCCGUGAAAAAACCAAUGAUGAUAUCAAUAAACGAAUAUCGAAAUAUGUUGAUUAUUUUACUACUGUUAGAAACGAAAUAAGUAUUAUACAAAUAAUCAAACAAGAUUUUACUUUCUCAUUUCCACUUAAGAGCGAACACCUUUUAGAAUACUUCAAUAAAAUAAUAGAAUGCACAAUAGGGAAAGAUUUUAUUAUUCCUAAAAUUGUGGCAAAUUCAUUUUUUUCAGAAUACAGUUUAAUUACACCAAAAACUAUUGAAGAAUCAGUAGCCUACGCGUACGCUCAGUUUUCAAUCAGUGAUCAUUUGAUUGAUGGUCUUAAUAAAGCUAUUGAUUCACUUUACAAAAUUGUUCAAUUUGAUCAAAAGAUAAAAUCAUUUUCACAUCCAUCAAUCAAUAUCGAAUUCGAUCCAAUCAACAACAAAGCAUUUCCACCUCUUACAGAUAAAGAAAUUCCAAUAAGUUACAUCACAACAUUGAUGUCUUUCAAAAUCUUCGAAAUGUCAAAAGAAAUCAUUUCAAACAACAAUUAUUGGAAGAUUGAUGAUGCAGAAAAUCAAUUAGAAAUAUGCGUCAGAAUCAUUAACAGUUGCUACAAUGAUGAAUCGAUUAAUUCCAUAGUUAUUCCAAGUGUUUUAAGGGCAAUUGUUGUUUAUUUACACAUUUAUUCAUUUAGAGAUAUCAAUAGUCAAUCAAAUACAAUUUUACUUGAUAGAUUGAUACAAACACUUAUAUCAUGUGAAGCAUUUAUUGAUGUUGAAAGUGUUAAAGAAUCAUUUUCAUUGAUGGUUAAAUUAGUUCCAAGAGAUAUUUAUUCUGUUGAUUUUUGCACAAAAAUUUUGACAAAAAUUCCACCAAUGAAGCUUGAUGAAAAGAAUCCACAAUAUGUCUAUUUUGCUAUUUAUUCACAAGAUAAAUUAACAGACAAUGGCAUUAUUUCAUGCAUCAAAUACAUUUCUUUUCUCAACUUUUUGUUCGGAGUUGAUAAAUCUCUUGUUCAUUUCAUUUCCAAUGUUUUCGCUGCAUUAAAAGAUUCACAUAAUAUCGUCAUCUUGAAGGCAUUGAUUGAAGAAAUGUCAUGCAUUGCAAAUGCACCUUAUAUGGCCAUGGAAUUAAUUGAUCAAGCAAGAAUCAAUUAUGAUCUUUUGAAUGAAAUGUUUGAGAAAAAUCAAAAAUCAUUUUCUCUUUAUUUGACAUGUUUCAUAUCAAAAAUGAUCGAUAAUUUUUUCGCAACAGAUGAUUUCAUUCCAAUUUCACAACAAAUUCUUCCAUUUUGCGAAUUUUCCCUCAAGAACAAAGAACAAUUUGUAAAUAUCGAAGAAGCAAAAAUUCCAAAUUUAAUUUCAAAUAUUUAUGCAUCAAAACUUGAUGAAAAAGUCAUGAAAUAA
Trichomonas vaginalis G3 is the source of this 1533-nucleotide messenger RNA. Its product is annotated as ubiquitin protein ligase protein. The record is from RefSeq and is a predicted model, not a curated record. The coding region runs from base 1 to 1533 and encodes 510 amino acids. The transcript has a single exon. Lineage: Eukaryota; Parabasalia; Trichomonadida; Trichomonadidae.